Messenger RNA from Etheostoma spectabile (orangethroat darter), 2713 nucleotides. Its product is annotated as apolipoprotein B-100. The record is from RefSeq and is a predicted model, not a curated record. Bases 1 to 2472 code for a protein of 823 amino acids. The transcript is spliced from 16 exons. Gene Ontology annotation, biological process: lipoprotein transport; cholesterol transport; triglyceride mobilization. Gene Ontology annotation, cellular component: very-low-density lipoprotein particle; low-density lipoprotein particle; mature chylomicron. Lineage: Eukaryota; Metazoa; Chordata; Actinopteri; Perciformes; Percidae. Gene Ontology annotation, molecular function: low-density lipoprotein particle receptor binding; cholesterol transfer activity.
AUGGACGCAGCGGGCAAACCUGUGUUCAGUCCUGCAGCCAGCUCUGAUGUCUUUGCUGCUGAAAUGGAGAGAUAUCCUCUAAAGGUUGUGGUUGAUGGUGUGUACGAUGUGAAACUGUAUCCUGAGGACGGUGAGACAACAACAAUUAUGAACAUCAAAAGGGGUAUCAUCUCCGCCCUGGCUGUGCCUUUACUGGAAGAAGACAAAAAUAAGAAUAUGCCCACUAUCCACGGAAAGUGCAAGACCAUUUAUUCCAUCAAUGCUAGAGAAGACAUUGCAACUGACAUCAGCUUCACCAGGGACCUGUCCAGAUGUGACAAAUUUAGCCCCAUGAGAGAUCACACCAGCCCCUUGGCGCUUAUUUCUGGCAUGCACUACCCUCUUGCCCAGCUAAUCAGAAGCACCCAGACCUGCAACUACAAGUUUGACAACGAGAAAAAACACAUGACCUCUGGGUCUUGCACUGAGAACCACAUCCUCAUUCCCUUCUCUCACAAGGGAGAAAGUGGAGUUACCAAUGUUGGAAAGCAGGAACUGACUCUGGUUGAGGUUUCUCAUCACAAUGAAAGAGUAUUUGACCGCAGUGAUGUUGAACUGGGUCUUCACAUGGAGGCUGUUGAGGACAAGAGUGUUAAAGAUGCAGGUCUGAACCUCCUGAGAGAACUGGCCACUCUUCCCGAGACCAAGGGUGAGAGGAGGGCCCAUCUCUUCCACAACAUUGUUGCCAUGGUCCGUGGAAUGAAGACUGACACCCUUAGUCCCGCCAUUCCUGAGGCCCUUGCAGUGUCCCCUGUCCUGACCUACCAGGUCUUGGCCCAGUGUGGAACCCCUGAGUGCAGCAGUGCCAUCAUGCAGAUCCUCAGGACUUUUGAUACCUCCUCAGUCGAGGUUGAUGCCGGAGUCUUUGCUAUGGGACUCGUAUCCAAUCCUUCUGCCCUCUUGAUCAAUGACAUGCUCGAGAUGGCCAAAUACAAGCCCAGCAAGCCCAUCAUGUAUGCCCUGAGCAAUGUUGUCAAGAGGUUUUACAAAGCCGAGGGAAAACUGAUCCCUGAGAUAUACUCUGUUGCUGAGUUCUUGGCUGCACAGUUGGGUGACUGUUCUGGUGACAACGACAACACUUUCAUGACACUGAGAGUUAUUGGAAACAUGGCUCCAGCUCUGGUAUCUGCUGGCCCCACACUCAGAUUUGCUGUCAUCCAGUGUGUGAACCAACCUGCUGCAUCCCUGGCUGUGCAGCAGGCGGCCAUCCAAGUGUUCAGGCUGACUCCCGUCCCUGAAGAGGGCAGAGAGAUUCUCAUGCAGGUGCUUUUGGACAGUGCCAGCCCACUGCAAAAGCGCAUUGCCGCAUAUCUGGUACUUAUGAAGGACCCCCAGCCCACUGAACUGGCCCAGCUUGCUGAUGUCUUGCAUAAUGAGCAGGACAAACAAAUCAAGAGCUUUGUGAUCUCCCACAUUACCAACCUUUUGUCCUCAACUGAGGCAGAGACCCAAGAACUAAGACAAAAUAUUCGUGAUGCCCUGCAGGGUAAUGAGGUUGGGCCCACCAUGGACCCAACUAAGUUCUCUCGCCACUACAUGAUCGGAUCUGUGGAGGGUAACAUGAUCUUUGAGGGUACCAGCUACCUGCCCAAGGAAGUCAUGCUUGAAAUGACCCUGAAGGCAUUUGGCUUUGACAUUGACAUGAUGGAGGUUGUUAUGGAGGGCAAAGGAUUUGAGCCAACUGUUGAUGCCCUGUUUGGAGAGAAUGGCUUCUUCCCUGACACUGCCCUGAAGACAAUGUACUUUGCCUCUGACAAAAUGCCACUGAGAGUCAAUGAGAUCCUUCAGAACAUGCUGCCUACUCUGAAACAGGACAGAAUGAGGAGACAGGCCUCCCAAAACCUGAUGAAGGAGAUUGGGCGCAACCUCAAUAAACUUGUGAGGGAAAUGAAGACGGCACAGUCUCCCGAGGCAAUGGUUUAUCUGAGACUUUUGGGAAAUGAGCUGGGAUAUCUGAGGACCACUGAAAUCACAGAGAUGGCCUACUCUGCAGCCAUGAUGAUUGACAGCAUGCUCAAGAUGUUCCCUACUGAUAUCAUUAAGGCACUGAUGGCCAAGGCUGACAACACAUUCUUUGCCCACUACAUCUUCAUGGACAAUGAAUUCUUCCUGCCUACUCUCACUGGGGUGCCUCUGAGGAUUGCACUGUCUGGUCCUUUCACCCCUGGUACUAAGGGUGGAUUUAGGAUUGCUCGUGACAUGAGCAAAGUUACCUUCAUGCCCUCUGGGGGCAUUGAACUUGUAACUCAGGUUGGCUCCCAUAUCCCUGAAUAUGUAAACUCUGGAUUUGAGAUGCACACCAACAUUUUCCACAAGAGUGGGCUCAGUGCCAAGAUCUCCAUGGAAAGUGGCAAUGUCAAGCUGACCAUCCCUGCUCCAAUAAGUCCUACAAAGCUCAUCAAAAUGACAAACACCCUGAUGUCAGUCACUUGAUCAGAUGUGAAGACCAUUUCCCCUAUGAUGGUGGAAAAGAUUGAUGUUAGUGAGUGCACUACUGUCUUUGCUGGAAUGAAAUACUGCACUGCUCUGCAGUACACUGAUGCUUUCUCUCAGGAGACAGCCCCCUACUUCCCCAUCACAGGACACAGCAAAUUUGCUGUGGAGCUCCAUCCAACUGGUGAAGUCACUGAGUACACAGCCACUGUUCACUAUGAGCUCCUUAGCGAGGGAGAAG